AUGUCGCUAUUAUCCAUUCUCCUGCUUUUGAGCAUCUCUGCCGCAUUGAAUCUUGACCGAGUGUACGAAGAUGCGGAAGGAAAUAUCAUUGAAGCAUGCAAAAACGAUCAAUUAUGUGCCAAUAGUCCUUCGCGUAGUACUAAAAAAAUGGACAAAGUUGGGGGUGUAGGUCGAGCCAAAAAGAAAGUAACAAAGGACUGUACUUGCGACUGCUUUCCUACGGUCAGCUAUUACUGCAUGCUGUGUCAGACAGAUUCUUUCUCAGUUCCAACAAAGGCCGAAGUUCUUAUUCGGGCUAUGCCACACAUUCCAAUUGAUUUAGCAGACACCCUCGUUUUUAUGCAACCAGACACUGUUCGCUAUGUAAUUGAAUCACAUUAUGACCUGGCCGCCUUAGUAACUGAAGCGCAACCGGACACUCUUGUAUACAUACUCUCCAGCGCUCCAAAUUUCUCCAAGUAUUUGUCGAAAAUGUCGCCUCAUGCCAUCAAUACUUUCCUUCACAAGAUUCCUUACCCGUGCAAGUAUCUGCAAAGCAUUAAGAGAGUUUAUGCGGAGAAAGUGGUAUAUAAAGUUCCGAUAUUUUGGGAAUGUCUUUCGAAGACUGCAAAUCCUACUCUAACUACCACUACGGAAGCGAACGAACUGACUUCCCAACCACCUGCUGAUGUCGCUUACCAUUUCGAAAAGGAGGAAUGGGAGCAGAUGACAGCUAAUUGGCCUGACACCAAAAAAUAUCUUCGAAAGGGACUUAACUCAAAGAUGGGUAACUAUUAUUUCACAAGUAUGGUGCUGUCAUUACCCAACCUGAGUGAAGUUUUCUCGAGACUGAAACCAUACAUUAUUUCGCGCAUUUUUGAAAGGAUCACAUAUCCAGAUCGUCUUCUUUCUCAAUUAGACGCAAACACUGCAAGAGCUGUCUUGAAAAAUAUGAACCCAAAUAUUUACAUUGCAAUUUGGCCUCAUAUUCCAUACACCAUACAACGAUUAAGACUUUCAUUAAACCUAAAGCCGAUCUCAGAUCAUGAUAUUAUGCAAAAAGUUAUCCGUUCCAAUCUACUGGAUUUUCCAAUUUCAUAUGCCGAUGGUCUCUACGGCCUUGAUGUGAUAAGCCUGCAUAAAGUGAUUAGAAACCACACAGAUUUCGCCGCUUUGCUUUGUCGCACGAAACCGGAGACUUUUAAUUAUAUUCUGUCAAAUGCGCCCUUUAUAACGGAAUAUAUAGUGAACAUGACAGCUGGAGAACAAGCGCAAAUUCUUUCCAAGAUGGGCUAUCCAUGCGUGUACCUUCAAAACAUCAAUUUGGAAUACGCCAGGAAAAUAAUUAAAAAUUUACCAGAUUAUGCUGGUUGUGUGCACUUCCCUGAAACCAUUGUUCGCACAACCACCACGUAUGCCCCAAAAAUAAGAGCGGAGCAAACACCUUGGCAACCCAUACGAGUUGAAAGUGUGUUCACAAAGGAGGAACUUGAAAAAAUGUCCGAAAAGGUGCCGAAAAUAAGGGAAAUCCUUUCAAAAAUAAAUCCAAAGACAAUCAAAUUAAUGCGAUCUUAUUUCCCCGAUUUUAUGAAUUUAUUUAAUUCAUUCGACGAUAACUUCAUCAAGGCUCUCAAUACUAUUGAUUUUGCUAGUAUGACGCCGAAGGCACGGAGUGAACUAAUUUUGUCUAUGGCCAAAAAGAAUAUUGCUGUGAAGGUAUUUGGUACUAUAAUGGCACCUUAA
Molecule: messenger RNA, 1722 nt
Organism: Rodentolepis nana
Lineage: Eukaryota; Metazoa; Platyhelminthes; Cestoda; Cyclophyllidea; Hymenolepididae
Source: the annotation of a GenBank genome assembly